AGCAUGGCGUUUGCGAGUGCGUCGCGUCGCGAACCUUUGUAUAUAAAUGCGAAUAGACACGAGGCAGCGAUAAUCGGUGCUACGAUCGUCGUGUUUGAGUGAGAUUAUACGAAAACAAGAUGAAAAGAUCACAUUCGAAGAGAGAUGAGGACGAAGAACGGCAUCACAAGAGGAAGGAUCGCGAGCGCAGCGGCGAACGGAGCAGGGAGUCCAAGCGCAACGGUGAUCACCGGAGGCACGACGGUUACAAAAGUUCCAGACGUAACGACGAGCACAGGAGUUCCAGACGCGACGAUGAUCACCGGGCUUCCCGACGCGACGAGGACAGUCAUCGAAAUUCCAGACGCGACGAUCGCAAAGAUCGCCGGUACGGUGACGAUCACAAGGAGAAUCGCAGGUACAACGACGACCACCGGGAUCCCGCGUACAGUGACGAUGAGAGGCACGGGAAACGGAAUUCCGAGGAGAAGGAGAAGGAAGAGAUCGGGAGUAGGUAUUACGGGGAGCCGCAGGAGAAUCCGGAGGAAAGCAGGCAGAAGCGAACGGUGGAUCUCCUGACGUCCAAGACAGGAGGCGCGUAUAUACCGCCUGCCAAGCUGCGUAUGCUCCAGGCGGAGAUCACCGACAAGUCGGGAGCCGCUUAUCAGCGUAUCGCGUGGGAAGCACUGAAGAAGUCCAUCCAUGGCUUCAUCAAUAAAAUCAACACCAGCAACAUAGGAAUCAUAACGAGGGAGUUGUUGCAAGAGAACAUCAUUCGUGGCAGAGGCUUAUUGGCCCGCAGCAUCAUUCAGGCACAGGCAGCCUCACCCACCUUCACACCAGUCUACGCAGCGCUAACAGCAAUAAUCAAUUCCAAGUUCCCCAACAUAGGGGAGCUGGUGCUGAAGCGUCUGGUGUUGCAAUUCAAGCGAGGUUUUCGGAGGAACGACAAGCCACUGUGUAUAUCCUCGGGCACGUUCAUAGCGCACCUGGUCAAUCAACGUGUGGCGCAUGAAAUCCUUGCACUGGAGAUCCUGACUUUGCUGGUGGAAACGCCGACGGACGACUCCGUCGAAGUAGCCAUAGCGUUCUUGAAGGAGUGCGGCAUGAAACUGACUGAGGUAUCUCGCAAAGGCAUCGAGGCCAUCUUCGAGAUGCUGAGGAACAUACUGCACGAGGGACAGCUGGACAAGCGCGUCCAGUACAUGAUCGAAGUCAUGUUCCAAAUCAGGAAGGACGGGUUCAAGGAUCACGAGGCCGUGCCGGAGGAACUGGAUCUCGUGGAGGAGGAGAGCCAGUUCACCCACCUGAUCACAUUGGACGAGGUGACGGAUGCGCAGGACAUACUGAACGUGUUCAAGUUUGACGCGGAAUACCUCGCCAACGAGGACAAGUACAAGCAGCUGAGCAAAGAGAUCCUUGGCUCGGACGUCAGUGACUCGGAGGGCGAGGAGGAGGACGGAGAGGACGCGAGUUCGGACGAGGACAGCGGCGCCGAGCCAACCGAGGGUAAGGAAGGUGUGAUACUCGACAACACGGAGACGAAUCUAACCGCUCUUCGGCGCACGAUAUACCUGACCAUACACUCCUCCCUCGACUUCGAGGAGUGCGCGCACAAGCUGAUGAAGAUGCAGCUGAAACCCGGCCAGGAGAUCGAGCUAUGCCACAUGUUCCUGGACUGCUGCGCGGAGAUGCGCACGUACGAGAAGUUCUUCGGGCUGUUGGCCGGCCGAUUCUGCGCCAUCAACAAGAUAUACGUCACGCCGUUCGAGCAGAUCUUCAAAGACUCUUAUCACACGAUACACCGUCUCGACACCAACAAACUGAGGAACGUGUCCAAGUUCUUCGCUCACUUGCUCUUCACGGACUCCAUAUCGUGGAGCGUUCUCUCGUGCAUCAAACUGAACGAGGAGGACACCACGAGCUCCAGCCGGAUAUUCAUCAAGAUCUUGUUCCAGGAGCUCUCCGAGAACAUGGGUCUUUCCAAGCUGAAUCAACGGGUCAAGGACGUGACGUUGCAUGAGGUGUUCGAAGGACUGUUUCCCAGAGAUGAUCCGAAGAACACACGUUUCGCCAUCAACUUCUUUACCUCCAUCGGACUGGGCGGUCUGACAGACGACUUGAGAGAACAUCUCAAGUCCCAUCCGAAACCGAUCGCUGUGCCGGUGAUAAUCAACAAGGAAGAGGAGGAGGAGGAAGAGGAAGAGGAAGAACUCUCGAGCUCGGACGAGUCCAGUUCGUCGUCCAGUUCCAGCUCCAGCUCGUCCAGCUCCACGGAAAGCGAUUCCUCAUCAUCGUCGGAGGAUGAAGUCGUGACGAAAAAGAAGAAGAAAAAUAAGGAAAAGGUAAAGAAGUCGAAAUCGAAAGAACAGAAACACAAGAAGACGCAGAAGAAGAGGAAAAAAAGCAGCAAGAUAACAAAAAGGGACAAAUGAGAUAGAAUAGGACAGAAAUAAAUUUCAAUAUGUAUAAUAUAUAUAUAUAUAUAUAUAAUAAACAAAUUUUUUAUUUUACACCAGAAGUAUAAGCGAAUAAGCAAGUUUCAUUUUGAUCUCGCAACUGAAUACAUCUAGAUAUGUAAAAGUCCGUCUGCAAUAGCCG
Messenger RNA from Dinoponera quadriceps, 2580 nucleotides. It is a transcript of the gene ncm, whose product is annotated as pre-mRNA-splicing factor CWC22 homolog. The transcript has a single exon. NCBI's taxonomy places the organism in Eukaryota, Metazoa, Arthropoda, Insecta, Hymenoptera, Formicidae. The coding region runs from base 120 to 2414 and encodes 764 amino acids. Gene Ontology annotation, molecular function: RNA binding; protein binding. The record is from RefSeq and is a predicted model, not a curated record. Gene Ontology annotation, cellular component: catalytic step 2 spliceosome. Gene Ontology annotation, biological process: mRNA splicing, via spliceosome.